Messenger RNA from Branchiostoma belcheri (Belcher's lancelet), 5513 nucleotides. RefSeq lists its product as uncharacterized. Gene Ontology annotation, cellular component: membrane. The record is from RefSeq and is a predicted model, not a curated record. Gene Ontology annotation, molecular function: protein binding; calcium channel activity. Gene Ontology annotation, biological process: kidney development; detection of mechanical stimulus. NCBI's taxonomy places the organism in Eukaryota, Metazoa, Chordata, Leptocardii, Amphioxiformes, Branchiostomatidae.
AUGUCGCCCACGACCACACUCUCUACUCUGCCGCCCAGUACACCUCAACCUGCUGCUUUACUCACUACUCAAGAGGAGAUUCCAGUUCUUAUCCUAGCCCUCUGUAAAAAGGUGAACCACUUCAGCGGGUCCCUGGAGGAUCGCAAGGAACUUCUACAAGAAGUCACUGACGCGGCCUCCUCCGUACUGCGGGCUCAGAGCAGCAGCAGGGAGACGGUUGCCAAGGAGACGGUCAUUGACCUCUCCUCCGGCGUCACAGAUGGUCUGAAGAAUCUGAUAGACGUCCAGUCUACCGACCUGUCACCGACGGAACAGCUGAUACAGGAGAAAAAGGAACAAGAAAGUCUCAAGGCCCGGGUGAUUGGGGAAACGAGAGAUCUGCUGCAGCUGCUGGAUGCGGCAGCAGACAGACUGUUGGAGGAGGCACCACCGGAAGGAGAAAGUACGUACUUCCGGUCUGACGGUGUGAUGACGGCGGUGAAGAAGGGCAUACCUGAUGUCGGUGUCGUGCCUAUCGGUCAGGAUGUAGGGUCUCUUGUGUUUACGAAGGAGGACAACCUUCCUGAGGCCUCCACUAUGAAGGUCCUGGCAUUUGUCAAGGAUCCAUUUGUCUGGAGCGUCGAGAAAACCGAAGUAUCCUCAUCAGUUGUCAUGGUAACAAUCACCAAGGAUACGGAUGACGUCGAUGGAAACCCAUCGAACAUCACCGUUAUCGUCAAACAGACAGUGCAGUUUGGGAUCACGAGCGACACAGAGCAACAGUACCACGACACUCUGCCCACAUCGUACAGGCAGAACCUUGCUGAUGCAGGCAGGUCGUCCUUCCCUCUAUCCAAGGUUCCCAAGCCUGACGUCACGGACAUGACGUAUCACGCCGUGUAUAUCUCUGACGAAGGUCAAGUUCCUUUGAUCAGAUUCACCAUCGAUGACGUCGACUCAGAGAUGCAGGUGUACUUCCGGUUUCACGACUUCCCAACUGAGGAAGAGUUCGACUACACCACAACUGUCAAGCCUCCUGGAGUCACUGAUUACGACGGUUUUGAAAUGCCGUACGGCCUGGCGUACUCCAGUUUUAAUACAUCAAUAGUUCCGGAGAUCCUACAGGAACGAGGAUGGAUCUUCGUUGGAAUAAAGAGAAAAGGCGGAGACCUGCCUCAAACUGGACUGAGAAGACUGCUAACGUCAGCGGUCCGUGCGACAGCGCCCCCUGCCGACUCUGCAGGGUUUGAACUGCAGUCUGCAGUAGUCUCCUGUCUGCUGCGGGAAAUGGACAACCACACCUGGGACAGCCGCAGCUGCAAGAACCAGGUUGCUAUGAGCACGGCAGUGGCCGACAGCUCUGCUCUUGGACGCAGCGACGUUCGCCACAGCAAGCCCCGCGUGUCCACCAUCCCGUCAGAAGUUCCCGGUGCGGAGAACGUGUACGUGGUGUGUGUCCGUACGGGAACACCGCCUGAUGCCGGCACGACUUCUGUGGUCGGGCUCAUGGUCAUAGGAUCGGACGGCAGGACACCCAUGGUCACCCUCAACCCUGAUGGCUUGGUCCUGGCCAGAGGUGGAGACACGUACCACAUCAUGUCGACUCCCUCCUCCAUCGGCCAGCUCCAGUCCGUACAGGUCUGGCACGACGGCUCCGGGAAGGGCAGCAUAGAGUCACUAUUCAUAGACAACAUCAAGGUCUGGGACAUACAGACAUCACAGGGGAUGUCAGAGUACAACCUACCGACGUUUUCGUACCUUCUGUACGACGACCACCUGCUGCUGUCAGCCGUGUGUAACUCCGGUGUGAGACACUUCAGUCGGGCACAGCGGAUGGUCUGCUGCCUGACGCAGAUCACCCUGUGGAUUGUGGGCAGCGCCAUGUGGUACGGCUUCAAACUUGGCACCGGCGAUGUCGUUUUGCUAGACGCCAGCUUCGUCACUUUCCGCCUUUCGGAACUGGCUGGUGUUGCAGCAACAUCGUUCACGGUGUUCCUGCCAGUUUACGCCAUCCUUGUGCCGAUGUUUCGCACGCAGCAUCCGUUGGUAGAUCAGAUCCCUUCGGGUCUGUAUGAAACGCCGAAAUCUCCAUCCACCUGGCGAUUUCCGAUUAAGCCGGUAGCGUGGAUCCUCGCCAUCCUGACGUCUGUCGGCAGCAGCUUGUUCGUGAUCGUGUACACACUGCAGUUUGGAGCCGACAGAAGCCAAGCCUGGCUGAAGGACUUUGUCCUGGCCUUCAUGUUCUCUACAUUCGUACUGGAGCCUAUUCAAAUUUUCCUGAUUGCUUACAUUAAGGCAGUCAUCAUCGGACCUAUUGUGGGGACUGUGACCGUCUGUGUCCGAGGGAUUUUUGGGAAGAAUUUAUCGGGCAAAGAAGAACGCCCUCCACUCGGUGAUAUUCAGAGGAAGAUCCGGGAUUAUGAUGUCCCUGCACGGAGGGUUUUGCCGCCAGCCCCGAAGAAAACCGACCAUGACCCGAACUGGACCGAGAGGAUGACUCAGGGUAGAAACAUCCUGGUCCUCCUGGUGUUCCUGCUGAUCUUCACCGGCAAUGCCUUCUACAUCGGCGUCCUGGGCUUCGACAGACACGCCUACUACGUCAGGACUUCACUGGAGAACAGCCUGCUGUCUGGAUAUGACGAGGUGACCACAGUGGACGGUGCCUGGGAGUGGCUGUCGUCUGACCUGCUGCCGUCCCUCCAGCCGGAUCGGACCGGCUCAGGCAAGGCAGAUAAACAGUCAAGGUUUAGCCCUCUACGUCUGGAGAGAAGCACUGAGUAUCCAGAGAACCCAAUAGACAUAGAUCUCGAGCACAGUGGUCAAAAGCUCUAUCCUGAGCUGCAGAUGUUCCUACAAAGUAAAGCUGUUGGCCGACAGAACGGACGGAACUGUUCUUACAAUGGGACUACAAGUAUUGGCAAUGAAGUCAGAAACAGCACUUCGGUGUGCUUCUCCACAGUAGACCUACCCCAGGACGCUGACCAGGCUGCUGCAGUGAUAGACUUCCUAAAACAUACCCACUGGAUCCUGCUGGUUUCAGACACACUCAUCCUAAGGAUCAACUUCUACCACCCUGACGUGAAGCUGUUCAGCACCGUGGCCAUCAAACUGCAGUACCUGCCUGGCGGCGCUGAUGAGAUGCAGCCCACGAUCCACACCUUCCGGCUGUUCCAGUACGAAACAGCACACGACUUCGUCCAGAUGAUUUUUCACAUCGUCUUCGUUCUUGUCUACAUCUACAACUUGUUUACCGAGAUUUUCAACGUACAGAAGAGCGGCCGUCUUUACUUCUGCAGUUUUUGGAACAUCCUGAUGCUGUGCAACAUCGGCAUGUCCACAGCCGUCAUUGUGACAUUCGCGCUUCGGUACAUCCAGACUGCUGCUGCUUUGGAUGACAUACAGCAGGCAAAAGGACUUCUCGGCAUCCAUGAGUUUGUGGACAUCAGCACCGCCAGCCAAUGGGACGCAACCUUCAAGGUUGUCCUGUCCUUCUCCAUCUUCCUCAGUACCGUCAGCAUCCUGCGUGUUCUCAACUUCUCCAGAGGCGUGGCGACCGUCUACGCACUGCCUCGGCUGAUGUACGGGGAAGCCUUUGGGUUCUCCGUGUACAUGCUGGUUGUUAUAGUGGCCUACAGCUUCAGCGGGAUCCUCAUAUUCGGCAAGAACAUAGAGAGCUUCUCCGGCUUCAAGAAAACGUCGUACGUGCUGUUUGAGAUGGGGCUGGGGAGGCCGUUCGUCGGUGUCUUUGCGGACGACAUGAAAGAAGUGAAUCGUGUCAUGGGACCUCUGUACUACUCUACAUUCGUCAUCAUCUUCAUCUUUUAUCUGAUGAACCUGGGAGUGGGGAUGUUGUGUAACUGGCUGAGUUACUGUCAGACGUCUGACGACAUUGAUGUGGACGCCGCCAUGGGAGAUUACUUCUGGAACUCCUUCAGGAGUUUUCUGGGCAUGCUUCAUGAGUCCCAAGACGCAGACGAUGAAGCACCACUUCCGGACCACUUUGUGAACGAGACCCUCCAGCGGACAGAUGCGGUACUGCAGGAAGUUGACCUGCUGACUGACGUAAUGUACCGCUUUGAGUGCAAAAAGCGAAAGAACCCAAUAGACAUAGAUCUCGAGCACAGUGGUCAAAAGCUCUAUCCUGAGCUGCAGAUGUUCCUACAAAGUAAAGCUGUUGGCCGACAGAACGGACGGAACUGUUCUUACAAUGGGACUACAAGUAUUGGCAAUGAAGUCAGAAACAGCACUUCGGUGUGCUUCUCCACAGUAGACCUACCCCAGGACGCUGACCAGGCUGCUGCAGUGAUAGACUUCCUAAAACAUACCCACUGGAUCCUGCUGGUUUCAGACACACUCAUCCUAAGGAUCAACUUCUACCACCCUGACGUGAAGCUGUUCAGCACCGUGGACAUCACCCUGCAGUACCUGCCAGGGGGCGCUGGGGAGAUUCAGCCCACGAUCCACACCUUCCGGCUGUUCCAGUACGAAACAGCACACGACUUCGUCCAGAUGAUUUUUCACAUCGUCUUCGUUCUUGUCUACAUCUACAACUUGUUUACCGAGAUUUUCAACGUACAGAAGAGCGGCCGUCUUUACUUCUGCAGUUUUUGGAACAUCCUGAUGCUGUGCAACAUCGGCAUGUCCACAGCCGUCAUUGUGACAUUCGCGCUUCGGUACAUCCAGACUGCUGCUGCUUUGGAUGACAUACAGCAGGCAAAAGGACUUCUCGGCAUCCAUGAGUUUGUGGACAUCAGCACCGCCAGCCAAUGGGACGCAACCUUCAAGGUUGUCCUGUCCUUCUCCAUCUUCCUCAGUACCGUCAGCAUCCUGCGUGUUCUCAACUUCUCCAGAGGCGUGGCGACCGUCUACGCACUGCCUCGGCUGAUGUACGGGGAAGCCUUUGGGUUCUCCGUGCACAUGCUGGUUGUUAUAGUGGCCUACAGCUUCAGCGGGAUCCUCAUAUUCGGCAAGAACAUAGAGAGCUUCUCCGGCUUCAAGAAAACGUCGUACGUGCUGUUUGAGAUGGGGCUGGGGAGGCCGUUCGUCGGUGUCUUUGCGGACGACAUGAAAGAAGUGAAUCGUGUCAUGGGACCUCUGUACUACUCUACAUUCGUCAUCAUCUUCAUCUUUUAUCUGAUGAACCUGGGAGUGGGGAUGUUGUGUAACUGGCUGAGUUACUGUCAGACGUCUGACGACAUUGAUGUGGACGCCGCCAUGGGAGAUUACUUCUGGAACUCCUUCAGGAGUUUUCUGGGCAUGCUUCAUGAGUCCCAAGACGCAGACGAUGAAGCACCACUUCCGGACCACUUUGUGAACGAGACCCUCCAGCGGACAGAUGCGGUACUGCAGGAAGUUGACCUGCUGACUGACGUAAUGUACCGGUUUGAGUGCAAAAAGCGAAGUCCCAAGUCAACAACGGCUUCAUAUGCUUAAUAUUUUACGAAGACAUUUUAAGACAUAUUUUCAUGAUAUGUUGCAGUAAGUAAAUAGCUGUUAUACAUUAUUGUUAUCCUUUAAUAGAAUAUGUUGCGAAA